Salvelinus sp. IW2-2015 is the source of this 2718-nucleotide messenger RNA. RefSeq names its product sphingomyelin synthase-related protein 1. The record is from RefSeq and is a predicted model, not a curated record. Gene Ontology annotation, molecular function: protein binding; ceramide cholinephosphotransferase activity; sphingomyelin synthase activity. Lineage: Eukaryota; Metazoa; Chordata; Actinopteri; Salmoniformes; Salmonidae. Gene Ontology annotation, biological process: ceramide biosynthetic process. Gene Ontology annotation, cellular component: Golgi membrane; endoplasmic reticulum membrane; plasma membrane.
ACAUGACAUGGGACAGUUUGUUUUGCCAGGGACACUGACCUCUAAGUAGUCUGCUUUAACUAGGCUGUAUUACACAAUUACUCGGUGUAUAUACAGAGGUUUGUCUGACAGUGUACUGUAGGCUAGACUUAACGUUAGUGCUUAGAAGUUUCAGCGGAAAACUGCUUUGAGUGACUACAAUUUAACCAGACUGGAAGAAAUGGGGAAGAUUGUCUUGAAGCAUUGGAAAGUCAGUGCCUCAUGUAGAAAUAUUGUAUGCUAGACAGGGAACCAGACAGUAUUGCUGAAAUGCUGAUUCAGUGAAAUGGUGAAUGCCUAGUUCUCUGUGGCUUGUGUAAUGACAGUGUUGCAGUGUUUUCUCUUUUGAAAUGGUACUGGCUCCUCCAAUCGAUAUGGGAACUUUUUGUCUAUUCCACACAGUGCAUAUCUUUUAAUGUGAUAUGCAUGUUUCCUGUGACAAACUUAAAGAGCGACUGCCCUUUAAAGUUUUUCUCGUUUUGAAAAUGGCCUAUGUGGCAUCGUCAUGAGUUAGACACAUUUAUUCUAGUGUCAAAAUUGACUACAAACUGUAAAGUCAGUCUCGUCCAAAACAGAGAUUUGCAAGAUGAUGGGGAAUAAAAUGUUAUGUCACGGAUGAAGGGUACAUUUACAGAGUGAAGGGGAGAUGUCUAGUAGUACCCAGCUGAGCAUCCGGCAUUGGACCACCAAGCACGUUGCCAAGUGGCUGAAGGAUGAGGGCUUCUGCCACUAUGUAGACCUACUGUGCAACAAGCACCGUCUGGAUGGCAUGUCCUUACUCACCCUAAGUGAAUACGACCUCCGCUCUCCCCCACUGGAACUCAAGGUGCUGGGGGACAUCAAGAGGCUGAUGGUGUCCCUCCGCAAGCUGCAGAAACAAAACCUGGAUAUCCUGGAGGAGCUGGGGGUCCCAUUCGACGGACACUCGCCUCAGGGUGGGGACUGGCACUGCAACGGAGACUCCAGUAGAGAGUGCGAUAACUCUAACACAGACACAGCACCGGUUGGAGAGCAGUAUCUUGAGUAUAGGAAUGGGAAGUACAAGCAUGGAGGGAGCGGGAGGCAGGACCCUGAGUACUGGAAGACAGCGCUUAGUGCCAUCUAUGUGGUGUUUGUGUUCGGAUUUACCUCUUUCGUUAUGGUGAUCGUGCACGAGAGGGUGCCGGACAUGCGCACUUACCCUCCCUUGCCAGACAUUUUCUUAGACAGUGUACCUAGAAUACCAUGGGCCUUUGCCAUGGCAGAGGCAUGUGGAGUCAUCCUGUGUAAUAUCUGGCUGCUAGUUCUGCUGCUGCACAAGCACAGGUCCAUUCUGCUGCGGCGGCUGUGCAGCCUCAUGGGGACAGUGUUUAUGCUGCGUUGCAUCACCAUGUUCGUGACCUCCCUGUCAGUGCCAGGACAGCACCUGCAGUGCUCAGGAAAGGUGUAUGGUGACAUGUGGGCCAAACUGCAUCGAGCUCUGGCCAUAUGGAGUGGAUUUGGAAUGUCCCUCACAGGGGUCCAUACGUGUGGGGACUACAUGUUCAGCGGUCACACGGUGGUCAUCACCAUGCUCAACUUCUUUGUGACAGAAUACACCCCGCGGGGCUGGAACUUCAUCCACACCUUGUCCUGGGUCCUGAACUUGUUUGGCAUCUUCUUUAUCCUGGCGGCCCAUGAACACUAUUCCAUCGACGUCUUCAUCGCCUUCUACAUCACGACCAGGCUGUUCCUGUACUACCACACGCUGGCUAACACCAGGGCCUACCAGCAGAGUCGCAGGGCCCGCAUUUGGUUCCCCAUGUUCUCCUUCUUCGAAUGCAACGUCAACGGCCCCGUGCCCAACGAGUACGGCUGGCCCUUCUCUAAACCCACCAUGAUCAGGAGCAUGAUUGGGUACUAGGUGGUGAAGUACACUGGUCUGCGAUGCAGCCACCACGACGUUGAUCUCUUCUAACACUGUUUACUCUGAGACCCGUUGUGUUAUUUUCCUGCUGCCGCUGCCUUCAAGGAGUUGCCAACUGUGGUUGUGUGAUAUUGACUUUAUAUUCCAAUGUCUGCAGAGACUGCGGCUUGUAGGAUCCUAUCGGUGCCACGGUGCGACAGGGUACGGGAGACUUGACUACUCAUAUUCUGUGACUUAGUGGUUGGCUGGCGUUUGUCCCACGGCAGCCUGUUGAAAGGGAUUAAACCUAUGUGUCCAAAAUGACACACUACUCAUUUUAUAAUGCACUACUUUAGACCAGAGCCCUAUGGCCUCUCGUCAAAAAUAAUGCACUACGUAGGGAAUAGGGUGCCGUUUGGGAUACAUGCUAGAGACUAAUUCUCUUCAUUUGAAAAGGGAUUGAGAUUUUUGAAGAUAUUUCCCACACCUUUUGCCAUGAUCAAUAACCAGGUAACAGAUAUGAUGUAUGUGCUUUAGUCAACUCAUCUCUUGUUAUGCCUUACGGUGUAUGGCAUGACAGCGAACUCGACAGACGAGUUGGCUAAAGCACAAACUGACCUGCUACUGCCAGGCUUGCAUUUCCACGCUUAACAGCUCUUAACUUGCAGUCUGAGGGAACGUUGACGGUAAUAAGCAAGCUAGAGGUUUGGGGAAAAACAUGAAAGCGGAAUUCUCAGGCAGUCUAUUGUAACCAAAAAUGUUUAUUUUUUAAGUCCAAUAGAAUUUGUUAAUCUAAAAUUCAACAGUAUUAUAUUAAUAAAAUCUUCAUUUAUAUA